GAGAACAGAGGAGUUUACAAAUUGAUCUGCAGCUUAGUGAUCCACCUGUGUACAACAUAUCAAGUAACAUGAGUUGCCAGUGUAUAGUGACUAUACUAUGAUCAGUACAGCUGAGGAGUCAAGGUUAGAUUCCUGGCAGAGGCAGAGAUUCAUCUUUUCUCCACAAUGUUCAGACAAGUUUUAGGGCCCACCCAGCUUCUAGUCCAUUAAGUACAAGCGGCUCUAUGUUCAUGAUAUGGUACUUAUCCAGUUAUUUUAUGAUGGACACCAGAGUUUAGCUGUAGGUCUGUCAGCAGUAGCACAAGCUGACCCACCAUGUCCUCCAUCAGACAGGCUGCUGCAUGUGGUGAUGGCAGGCCUUCAGCACGAACCUGAACGCCCGCAGAAAACAGGCGCUACUGCCCUGACGGUACCAGGACAGGAGGCUUCAAUAGUAACAGGACUAGAUCUGGAGUUUGAGACUGAUGUGCAAACGACAGCACCUGAGCCAGCCCUGUAUGAGACAGCCUAUGUGACAUCACACAAAGGCAACUGCCGUGCUGGAGCAUUCAGUGUUGAUGGGCAACUUAUUGCUACAGGAAGUGUUGAUGCGUCCAUCAAGAUCCUGGAUGUGGACAGGAUGUUGGCAAAGUCUGCUCCUGAUGGUUUGGACCCAUCUGGAGACUCCCAAGGCCACCCUGUGAUCCGUACACUUUAUGACCAUCUUGAGGAAGUGACUUGUCUCGAGUUCCAUCCACGUGAGCCCAUACUGGUGUCUGGUAGUCGAGACUUCACAAUCAAGCUGUUUGACUACAGCAAGACAUCAGUGAAGAAGGCAUUCAGGACCAUUACUGAUGCAGACCAGAUUCGCUGCAUGUCAUUUCACCCCACUGGAGACUACCUCGUGGUGGGAACCUCGCACCCAGUUAUCCGGCUGUAUGAUGUAAUGACGGCACAGUGUUUCGUGUGCAGCAUCCCCAGCCACCAGCACUCUGCCGGCAUCACUUCCAUCAAAUAUUGUCCUGAUGCCAAGAUCUAUGCCUCAGCGGGUCGAGAUGGCAGUAUCAAGAUCUGGGAUGGUGUGUCCAACCGCUGUGUCAAUACAUUCCUGAAGGCACACGAUGGUUCGGAAGUCUGCUCUGUGAGAUUCUCUCGCAAUGGAAAGUACCUGCUGUCGUCAGGCAAAGAUUCUCUCAUCAAACUCUGGGAGCUGUCCACGAGUCGGUGUCUCAUUGCAUACACUGGUGCUGGUACCACUGGCAAGCAAGAGCACAAGGCACAAGCUGUGUUCAACCACACGGAAGACUACGUGCUCUUCCCUGAUGAAGCAACAACAUCAUUGUGUGCAUGGAAUUCACGCAACGCAUCACGUAAACAACUCUUGUCACUUGGACACAAUGGCCCAGUUAGGCUUAUUGUCCAUUCCCCCACUGCACCAGCAUUCCUGACGUGCUCGGAUGACUUCAGGGCACGUUUCUGGUUCCGUAGGAUGCCCAUGCACUGAUUCCAGGUAGAAGAUGAAGAGAUUUCUGAUCCUGGAUGUGCAUCUGUCCAUAUCAGGGGAUAGCAGUGCCGCCGUCUUCCAAGUACUCUUUUAAUUUAUAAGUAAAUCUCAAACAUAGGGAACCCAGAUUCUGUUCAAUAACUUCAUAAUAUGGUAUUUAAAUGUUUCAGAAGAUAGCUUUUUUGUGUAUACACGUGAUGUUCUGUAUACUCCAGUAAUAAUCACCACAGAUGUUUAUAAAAUUUUGUGUUUGUUAAUGUUCUUAUAGCUAUUUGUUGUCCCAUGAAGACCUGCUACUACAGCAGUUGACAGAGCAUAACAAAAAUUACUUUUAUAAGUCAGUGUUGUUACAUGUUUUUUAACCCUUUCUUAGCCAAAAUAAGAGGUCUUAAGUUUUAUGGUUCUCCAAGACUGGCAGCCAUAUUUUGAUGUGGGUCUAACAGUACUGAUAUGGAAGGACUACAGGAGCCAGCUGGACUUUGCACAUGCUACAAUAAAGUAAUGCAGCACAAAGCAAGUAAAGGAAUAGAACUUCGGAAGCAUAUAAAUGCUUAAGAGAAUUUGUUGCAGUCAUUCAUUUGAGCUCCUGCACUGAAGAUUGUUCCUAAACCCUUGACCCUUGGAGUGCGCAGUGUGUUAAAAGAAAAACAGUUUGUCUUUCAUGUUCAUAUCGAAACACUUUGUGUCUUGGCAUGUUGUAUCUCACAGAACAUCACAUCAAUUUGUCACUCGGAAUUUAAAUUCCUUUCUUAUAUGAGGGGCAGUCGAAAUGUUCCCAGGAUGGUGAUAUAGCACUCUAAUGGUAGGACAUACGGCAACACUUACCUAAUCACCUUCAAAGUAGGGCCCGUACGCACACACACUUGCUCCAUCGAUCCCGCCAUUGUUAGAAGCAGCGGUGGAAGGCUUCAUUUGGAAUCUUCCGGGGCUCAGCUGUCACAUUCGAUUUUAUGUCCUCCAUGGUUGCAAAACGUCUCCCUUUGAGGCCCAUUUUCAGAGUAGGGAACAGCCAAAAGUCACUGGGAGC
This is a messenger RNA of Cryptotermes secundus, 2510 nucleotides long. RefSeq names its product cleavage stimulation factor subunit 1 (gene CstF50). Gene Ontology annotation, biological process: mRNA 3'-end processing. Gene Ontology annotation, molecular function: protein binding; RNA binding. Lineage: Eukaryota; Metazoa; Arthropoda; Insecta; Blattodea; Kalotermitidae. Gene Ontology annotation, cellular component: mRNA cleavage stimulating factor complex. Bases 236 to 1483 code for a protein of 415 amino acids. The record is from RefSeq and is a predicted model, not a curated record. The transcript has 9 exons.